Messenger RNA from Astrephomene gubernaculifera, 13343 nucleotides. NCBI's taxonomy places the organism in Eukaryota, Viridiplantae, Chlorophyta, Chlorophyceae, Chlamydomonadales, Astrephomenaceae. The record is from the annotation of a GenBank genome assembly.
UCUGUGGUCGCUUACGGUCUAGGCUUCGUCAAAUUGCUUAAUACUAUACCGGUACGCAUGUGUUAAAUAACAGCACUGUAAAACAGACUAUUUGGCUAACGUACUGUAAAUGUCCUGCCUGGUUAUCAAGCAGCUUGGCAUAUUCCAUGUAAUUAUGGUUAUCGGCUUGUCCAAGUCCUAACUUCCAUUCAGGGUAGUACGUUAUGUGACUUCUUAACUGACAUGUCCAGUACUGCAAAAAUUCACAGAUGACUUCGCAUCAGGUGCAACAGGGACUUAGCAGGUAGCUACAAUUAAUAUCCAUAUGACCUGGCGCGAACCCUAGUAGCACUUAUACAGCAGCAACGAAGACGCCUACGCGGCGAGAAGGCGUGAUGGAGGAGUUGUCGCUUGAGGACAAAGGCAGGGAGAGGAUGGAUUUGACCUUCGCAGAUGUUUGUCAGAUGCUUACCAGGCCAGCGCUGGAAACUCUCUCUAGCUUCCUGGAAAGCGAAAGGAGCCUGGGUAAUGCACGCCUGGCGUUUCGCGCGCUGCGCCAAGCAGUUGAUGUCUCCGUGCGAACUGUUUCGCCAAAGGUCAGCCUCGGCCGAGAGCUUGUAUAUGACGAUAACCGCGACUACCAGCAGCUAGGGGACAUAAGCCCCGGCCUCCAGCAGUUAUGGGAGGAGGGCAGGAUGCCCUCGCUUGCACGCUGGCCCCGCUGUGAUACUAUUCGGCUGGACCUGGACUCACUUGGAAAGGUGUUCUACGACGUCGGCACUGAGGGCAUCGCAGCGCUGGUAGCGCUGCAGUAUGUGGGGUCGCCGCUGGAAGUCCGACAGCGUAUCAGGCGUGUGGAGAUAAGCUUGCAGCUGGAUCCUGAAAGGGAUUUUUGGGAAAAGCACGAUGUGGGCGUCCAGUUGGCUGUGGCUCAGCUGCCGCUGUGGCUGCCAGCUCUUGAGGAGCUGGACCUCUCCAACGUAGAGCCCCUCCGGGUUGAGCCAUCAAAGCGUCAGCAGCAGCUCAUGUUUAGCGCUCUGUCCACCCUGCCACGCCUGGAGCGGCUAGCCCUACCCGCAUGUAGGGCAUUGGAGGGUGUACGGGCCCUGGCGGGAAACAGCAGCCUUACAAGCUUGGCAGUUAUGGCAGGGGACGAACAUCCGGAAAACAUGUUUACAGCUGGUUUCUUCGACGAGCUAGUCAGGUUGAGGCAUCUGGAGGUGCUGCAUUUGAAAGAUUGCGACCUGCUGUUUGACAAGGGAGAUGAGCCCAGCUAUGAGAAGCUGCGCCUGCUGCUGAGCAGUUUGCCACCCUCUCUGCGGCACCUCCGGCUGGAGCACAACGCGCCAGAGAGGACAGUGGACGUGCACCUAAACACGGUGUCGUGUGCAAGUCGUGUUCCUAGGACCAACCGUCCAACUGUCUUGCCGAAGUUGGAAGAAGAGACGCCUGCGGUGUUUAUUGGUUGCUUUACGUAUAGCGGUUUAUUGGUUAUCCGCUUGCUUUGCCAGUGUUUGCGAUGCGCUUGCCCGUAUCUCGCGAUUUGGUCGUUAGUUCGUUGCCUUCCCUGGAGUCGUAGAUCUUGGGCCGGCUUGUUUGUUCCCGAGAGCGCCUGGUUCGGCGCUUCUCGGGGCCUCACAGUGCUACACCGCACGGCAACAUUUACAGUCCGUAAUCGUUGUUAGAGUCCAACGAAAGCCUACUAUACUGACCGUGCAUAGCGCUACCAGCUGCGUCGCAAUAGCCGGCUUGGCCAGCCCUAUCGCGUAGCACCUAUCUAGCACACCAGCCUGCUAUUUAGUAGCCGUAUCAGCGCCGGCAAUCGGAGCGUGGGGCCUCAGCCGCCUACUUACUUCGGGCCUCUGCGACGUCGUGGCGCGUCGCACCGCUUACAGUAUCGCCUACAUCCUAUAGGGGUUACCGGGCGGUGCCUUUGGCUACCACAUCCCGGUGCGGAGUGUCCCUCAGCCACACUUCGCGUCAGCAUAAGGCCUCAUUCUCAGGCAGCUGACUAAUCCCUGGUGCUCCUUGCCGGCACCAUCCAUUCAACAAUUCAAGCAUAGGAUUGUUGUUUGGUCAACCCGCUCCUUUGCCCCGAGAAGCGCCUUCCAGCCAAGGCAGCAUCGACCGUGACAUCGCGCGAACUACCUCGCCGCGAGUUCAACGUCAUGGCAUCCCAAGCCGGUGCUCUUCCUGAAAUUGAAGAAGAUAUUGAGGCGCUGCUCGGCCACGACGGUGCCGUCGCUCCGGACCCGACUCCGGCCGAUGCAAGGGCUGUUCGUCGCGCUGGCUUCAACGUGGCGCGCAACCUCACCAUGGGCGUGCGCCGCCUGGAGGAUCUCGCCAUGGGCGAGGGAGGAGACCAAGGGCUCGACUACGUGGACGGCGCUACUGAGGAGCUCCCUCCACAACCUCAGACCGGGUUAGAUGGGGAGGGGCAACAGGGGGGAAUGGAUGAUGCGGACUCCUUUAGCUUUGGUCUUCCACCAGCCCAACAGCUAGGGGGGUCUGACGGGCCGCAGCCGCUUGCAGCGGGAGGGACUGAUGGGCAGCCGUUAGAGGGGGGCGGGGAGCGCGAGCCCGCCGCCGAUGAGAACCCGUCACCUUACGGUGUGCGAUCACUGCUGCUCUGGGGGGGCCGCGGCCACGCCGCCGCGCCCGCCGCCCAACCACCGGCUGCACCGGCCCCUGCGCACGUCAGGGGCGCCGCCGCUGCCGCCGCUGCCCCUGCCGCAGCGGUCGCGCCCAGUGGCGGUGCUCUACCUGCAACGCCCCGCCCAGUGAUGGGCGCCCUCUCGGUGUAUCAAAACCCUGCCUUCCAGUCCCCUGCGCCCUCCCCCGCCGCCAGUUUCAUCACGGCGCGCGGCAUGGACUCGCUGCCAGCUACACCGCCGACGGCAAGGCCUGGAUCCCCACCACCUCGCAGCCGUGUUCUCCCCACCCGGUCCGGUGGCAUAGCCCCCGCUGCGGUGAACGGUCUGCAGGGAUUGUUGCGCGGCGACAGCAACGGCCGUGGCAUGUACGGGAUGUCGCAGCUCAGCCACACCGCAGCGCGCGCUGGUCGCCUGGGCCCUGCACAACGUAUCCCCAGUUCAACCCCGCCGGUGGAGGAGGCGGCGGCGGCCCCCUAUCAGCCGCAGCAGCACUUCACCGCGCCGCCGCCGCUGCCGCAGUCAUCGCCGUUGCAGCAGCAGCCACCGCAGCCGAACCCCAUGUCGUCGUUGCCUGGCCCGUCUGCCGUUGCUCAACAGCAGCCAGAGUUCGAGUUCGACCCUGCCGGUGGCGUCGAUGAUGCUGUUGCGACCUGGUUUGGCCUGGGCGACAUGGUCGAGCCGCCCAUACCGCUGCACGACCUCUGCCUGCUAGCUCGUCGCCUACAGACCGACGGCGCGUUCUUGCAGGCGCACGGCUGGCAUGACGGCAAGCUGGUCUCCGCGGAGGCUCUGAUCAGCGCCUUAGAGCCGCCGUUGGUCCCAAGGGCGUCCGUGCGCUACGGCCCCGACGACUACAGCACGCAGCAGCUGCUUUGGCACCUGCACGACCUCAACCAACGCAACCGGCAGCGCAGCUCGACAGCCUACGUCACGGCUGACGACCUCAUUGCCGACCUGCUGCGGCGCCUCAAGGCCCAGGUCGGCGACGGCCCGCACUGGCUACAGUAUGCACAUGAGCUGAGGGAGUACCUGCGGGGCAACGGACGGGGGUCGGUGGCGCCGCCGCCAAGACUGAUCUCAUCGCUGGCGGGUGCUGGCACAUCGGCGGCGGCCCCUCGGGGCACGCCGCCGGCCGCGGCGGCAGCCACAGGGCAGCCGCCGCUCGUGCCAGUCCCCGCUGGUGGUGGUCACGCGGUGCCGCCAGCAGCCCCCGCGCAAGGAGCCGUCCCCGCAGCCCCACCGCCGCCACCGCCGCCAGCCCCGCCUGCGCCCAACCCUGCAGCUCCCGCCCCCGCCGCGGCAGCUGCAGCUGCAGGGGUUGACGAUGAACCGCCGCCCUUGGGCGCCGCUUACGCAUCCCACCUUAAUGAAGUGGGCAGGCGCCAGCUGCAGCUUACCAAGUUCCGCGACCGCUUCGAUGGCAAGGCGAGCGACUACACCAAAUAUGAGUCGGCGGCGAGGGGCUGGGUGCAGACUGCCCUGGUCAAUGCAGUACCGGGCUUGCCAUGGCCAGACUUCCGUCAACUGGGCAACCUCAUGGCCAACCACACGUUCGUCAACUGCUCGGACCCCAGCAUCUGGUACGAACAAAGCUUCCUGGAUCUGGAGCGCGACCACUACAACGCCUACAGGCAGCGCGGCGGUGUUAAGGAGCAGUACCGCGGGCAGCGGAUUGGCGACUUGGGGGACUUCACCGAAUACAUCCUGCAGGCCCUGAAGCGGCGGUGUGGUGGCAAUCGUGGUGAUGCGGAGGACUGGUUCAAGGACUUCGCGUGGCCGCCCGACCCCAGCAAGCCGGGCUUCGGCCAGACCCCGGCCAAGGUCUAUGCUGAGUACGUGCACGGCUGCAGCAACCUCCCGCAGUUGGAAUACCCGCAGGCUCGUCAAGUGCGCAAGCUGCUGGAGGCCAGCCGCAACCUGCGUGGCUAUGACUUCAUCCGCACCCGGUACGAGGCGCUGAGUGAGCUGCAGCAGCAGGGCUUGACGCUGGAAAGGCUGCGCGACUGGCUGUCUGACAUGGAGUCAGCACGCUCCUCCGAGGGGGGCCUGCAGUUCAGAGCGCCUGCUGCCACCACGGCCACCAGUACACGCCGUGCUGCUGCAGCGUUCCACGCCGCUGCUGCGCCCAGCCCGCCCGAUACCAGAGCCGCCUCGGACCGCUUCACGCUGCAGAUGGCGCAGGACCUCGACGCUGCGCUGGAAACCACUUGCCCUGACGCCGGCAUUUGGUUCACCAACCACCUCCGCGGUCCUUGCCCGAUCCACGCCUGGUACACGGCCACUCCGCACCUGCUGUGUGACUGCCGCGUCGCCAAGGAUUGCUGGAAGUCGAGGGACGCAGCAGGCGCGCUGCGCCGGGGCGAUGAAGGCAUCCUGCGUGCAGAAGCGGAGCAAGUCCUGCCAACUCAGUUGCGUGCUGAUCUGCCAUUUGCUAGGCGCCGCCGGCCAGCCUAUCAGCCCCCGCCGCCCGAUAGGCCGCCUCCACAGCAGCAGCGCGCGCCGCAGCCCUCGCGCCAGUCAGCAGGAGCCAAUCUGCAGCACCCCUUGGCCACCAGGGCAGCAUCGAACCAGUCACGCUCGCGGGUGGUCCCAGCGCACCACGCCGCUGCCGGCAGCUAUGCGGCGCAAGUGCAGGAGCCGCCCCCCUGGCAGGACUUGAUCGACGGCCAGCAACUCCUGUACUACCAUAUCGGCGAGCAGCAUCAGCAGAUGCAGGCCAUGUCCGCCGCCCUCCUGCGUAUCCACCCGCAUGCCCAGCUGCCCUACCUUCGGCACCUGCGACCGCCGGAGCCGGUGGCGUCCCACCUGCCCCACCCGUCGGCCCAGCACGUGACACCAGUGGCAGCCACGGCACCCGCCAUAGCGCCGGCGCCCGCGCACGCCGCCAUGCCGCCCGGCGCCAUGUACGAGCCUGCUGGACCGCACAGCGUCAUGCAUGUCGGCAUGCACGGCGCGCCGCCGUCAGCCAGCCAGCCGCCUGGCGCCGUGGCCCCGCCUACGGCUGGCUACACGCCGGGCAUGUCGGCAUACUACGCCACCAUCAGCAGCAUCCCGCCAGCUGACGCCCCUGCGGUGGCGUACGCAGCGGCCCCAGCGCUGCCGGCCCUGGCGCAGGUGGCCACCAACGGACCCCUUGGGUUCGAGCAGCGUGCGCCCGCAGAAAUCCUGCCACACUUGCGCUCCCAGCCGGCCAAGUUCGCAGGUGAUCCGCAUGCAGUGACCAGCACCUCCGCAGCGUCGCCUACGCUGUCCUCGCUCCUGCAGCAGCUCCUGGCGGGCCUGUCUCAGGCAAGCGGCGCCGCGGGUUCACUGCAGCGGCUUUGUGGCACCGGAUCCUCGUCAUCCGCUGCCCCCAUCCCGGCAGCGGUCGCCGCUGCAGCCGCCGCGGCCGCCAACACCAGCAUCCUGCGCUCGGGAUCACUGCCAUAUCUCCAGCAAGCCCGCCGCACCACCGGCCUGCUGGUCAGCAGUGCAGCUCGGCCCAUGGGCCAGCUGCUUGGCAGGGUACUGGUGGACUCGGGCAGCGCAGUGCACAUCAUGGCGCAACGGGUUGCCAGCAGCCUGGAUCUGGACGUCAUCCCCUUCCCGUCGCUGUCCAUCGCCACGGCGGCGGGACGCAGCAGCGUCUUGGGCGUCACGGAGGUCACCUUCAGCUUCGCCAGCGGCACGCCCGACGCCAUCACCCACCGCACGUCAGCCCUGGUCGUAGAGGACACUGGUGCAGAGGCGUUUGACCUGAUCCUGGGCACCGAGGUCCUGUGGCACAACUUCGGCUGCGACAUCUUGCUGGGUGGCCCCACGCCGCUGCUCCGGCUGCGCCGAGGCUACGUGCACCCGCAGCCCUGCGCCCACCUCCCCACCACCUCCCUGCCCAUUGCCAUGCCUGAUCCACCGCCAGCUGCCAACGCCACCGCCCUUGACGUCGGUGGCGCCUCGCUGCUGCAGUCCCAGCCGCUGGAGCAGCCGCUAGCAGCGCUACCAACCACCGCCGGCCUGCCUCGUGCCGCCGGCGGCCAGCCAUGACGCAGCCGCCGUCCGCAGCGGAACGGCAGGGUUCCGCUGCCGGGUCGUCGCCGCCGUGCCGCGGCGACACAAGUCCGGGCAGUUGUGCUCCGGAUGGGCGUCGGUUGCCUCCGCAGGAAGCGGAAUUCGAGCGGCUGCCGCAGGGCAUGCUGUUGACAAAGCGUUCAGACCUGUCAGCAGUACAGCGGGAACAGCUGGUGCAGCUGUUGCGGGAGCAUGACGACCUCUUCGCCCGCAGCCUGACGGACUUAGGCGAGUACAGGGGUGACGUAGGGCCUUUCCGCAUUGACCUGAUCCACGACCGGCCUAUUUGGCAGCGACCAUGGAACCACUCCGCUGCCGAGUACGAAGUUAUGGAUCAGAAGUGCGGGGAACUAGCCGGGGCCAACAUCAUCGAAACCAGCCGCAGCUCCAAGUAUGCCAUGAACUCGGUGAUGCCGGUUAAGAAGGAUGCUAACGGGCAGUUCACAGAGACGCGUUUCUGCCAGGACGCGCGCCGUACCAACGCUGCCACCAUGCCUGACCCGUACAGCCCGCCCCUGCCGGAGGAGCUGUUUCAGCGCAUAGGGUCUGCCCGUUGGCUAACCAAAGCAGAUUGCCGUGCCGCAUUUCUGCAAAUCCCCAUCCUGCCGGAGCACCGUGAGCGCACCUCCUUCUGGUGGCGCCGGGACCUGAUGCAGUACCGGCGGAUGGUGUACGGCCUGCGCAAUGCCACUGCGCACUUCCAGCGGGUUAUGGAUUUCCACAUACGGCAGCACGGGCUGCAGGACUUCGUCUGCGCCUAUGUGGACGACCUGCUGAUCUUCUCCAACACCUUUGAGGAGCACUGCGAACACCUGCGCCGUGUUUUCGCCAUGCUGCGGGCCAUCAACAUCCGUCUGCACCCGGAGAAGACGAUGGUGGCCAGCGACUGCGUGGAGUUCCUGGGGUUUAUGGUCUCGGCUGACGGCAUGGGCCCUACCCGCGCCAAGGUAGCCGCCUUCCUGGCGCUCACCUCGCCCACGUCAGCCACCGCUCUCAAGACCAUCCUGGGCAUGUACGGCUACUACCGCGACCUAGUCCACCAUUACGCCGACAUCGUCGCCGGCAUCACGCCGCUGACCUCCAAGAACGUUGUCUGGCGCAGCGACACUUGGCGUCCUGAGCAUCAGGCGGUGCUGGACGAGCUCAAGCGCAUCUACUCUGAGGAGGGGCUGGUGCUGCGGCGUGUGCACCCCGACCGGCCCUUGAUCCUGCAUACGGACUUCUCAGGUGUGGGAAUUAGCGGCGUGCUGGGUCAGCUGGACGAUCAGUCGCGGGAGUACAUGUGCGCCUGCAUAUCGCGGUCGCUGAACGUGCAUGAGCGCAAGUACACCAGCUACAAGGGCGAGCUGCUGGCAGUGGUCUGGGCCGUCAAGCUGCUGCACAGCUACCUCAGCAGCCGGCCGUUCACGGUCGUUACCGAUCACGCCCCGCUGCUGUGGCUGAUGACGACCUCGGAGGGCCUCACCCCGCAGUACGCUCGCUGGGCGCUGACGCUGCAGGCCUACGACUUUGACGUCGUGCACCGCCCAGGCCACCUCCACCAGAACGCGGAUGCCCUCAGCCGCAGCCCGCUCCCGUCUGCCCAUGACGGUUCUGGUGCCCGUCUUGACGAGGAGGAUGACCCCGUUCGCCCACCGCCGGCGCUCGUGGCUUAUCCUGGGGUGGAGUGGCCGUCGUUCGCCUUCCGCCGCCGCCUGCCCACGGCCGCGGCGGUACUGGCGGCCCGUUUCGCGCUGUCCCCGUCCACAGCGUCGCCAGCCAGUGUCAUCUCCUACGCCGCCAGCUUGGCGCCCGUGGCGCUGCUGCCAGCGUACACGGUCGUUGCGGCAAUCCCCGAGCACAUCCGCUGCUUGUCGCUGCAUGCAGUGGAGGCGUCGAGCGCCACCAGCAGCCUGGUCGUGUCAGCUGGAGAGCUUGCAGAUCCCGUGCCUGAUCCGGUGCCCCCUGCCAUGCGCCGCGCGACCAUGCAGGUGCGGCUCGAGCGCCCUGCGCUGCGCGCCAUUGUGCCGGUCAGCGCCCUGCCGCUGCGCCUGCGGGUGCCCGACCAGGCGGUGGUCGGCAUCAACACGGCGCUGGUGCAGCACGGCCUGUUCCCCGUGGCGCUGGGAGGUGACGGUGUGGCGGUUCUGGAGCUGCCGGGCGGCCUCUGCUCGGGCCUGCUGGCGUGCCUGCAACUGGGCCUGCGAGUGCGCCGCUAUAUUCCCCUUAGCGGCGACCCCACCUCGCAGGCCGCUGCUGCGGCGCUGCAGCCGUAUGUGGUGCGGCAGUAUGGCGGCUUGCUGGCGGCUGGUGCUUGGGACGAGGGGUUGCGCGCGCCGGCAUGCUCGGCGACGGAGCUGGUGCAGUGGGCCGUGUCGGACGCUGGGGCAGAGGCGCUGGGUCUCCUUACCCAAGGUCAGUGGCUGGUCAUGGGCAGUUGGGCGGGCGACGUGGGCUGGUCAGCGCAGUUGUACGUGAGCUUGCUGGGUGCGGUGCAGAGCAGCAUGCGGGCGGCAGGGGUGCCGCCGCCGGCCUUCCUGUUGGAGGGUCCCCCGUGCACGCUAGAAGCCGCAGAAGCCGCUGGCCUGCCGCUGGGCUACCCUGCCACUGUUGACGCCGUGCAAACUGGCGCUGUCUUGCACCGUCUCAGCAGCAUCUACACCAACCUGGCCAACCCAGCUCACCUGGCUUACUGCCUCCGCCGGCUCCCACCGCCGGCGGACGCAACGCUAGCAUCUCGCCUCCCUGACGGCUGGUUCCCAGCCCCAGCCACGCAGCCACUGCCUUCGCCGUACGCGCCGCUUGAGGUCCCGGGCGUCCCAUGGGUCGCGCUGCCGCCACUAGCGCUGAUCGGCACGCCGCCGCUACUGCAAGGGGCCAACCGCGUUCCUGCAGUGCCCGAUGCCGCCUUGGUCGCCGCGCUUGCAGGCUUUCCGCCGCUGCCCCAGCAUCCCAGUCUGCCAGCCCUGCUGCCGCGUCAGCCCCCGCCGCCGGUCCUCACGGCGGCGCUAGCCAGUUGCCUUGCGCUUCAUCGCGCCUUCGUCACACCUCAUGACCUGCAACCGCUGCAGCCUCGGCACGUAGCCGAACCGGCGCGUCCGCUGGGGGGGGUGUCAAGUGACGUCGACGCCUUGGAGGCCAGCUUCAGCGUGGACACGCAACUCGGCUCAGGUUUGGCGGCGGCCGCAGCACUGGAGGCAGCUGCGGCUGCGCACGAUGCAGCGUGGCUGACGGUACUGGCGUGCGACGUCUUGGUACAGCGGACGCGUGGCUCGGCGGUCGUGGAAGCCACGACGGCGGUCGUGCAGGAGGAGACAGCAGCAGCGGGCAGCGAUCCUGACGUGUGGGGUGAUGCGGAGGCCAUGGCAGUCAUUCGUGCGCCGCUCUCAGGCCGUGUGCCGCCUGGGGAGGCAGCCGGAGCAUCUUCCGCCAGGGUGUUGCGUCGCGCGUCGCACUACCGCUGGACUGGCUCGCAGCUGCUGCGCAUGAUGGCGGAUGGCUCCACGCGCGUCUGCCCGCCGCCGGCAGAUCGCAUGGACCUGACUCAGCGGACUCAUGCAGUGGCGCACUUGGGUGUGCGGCGUACGUUGGCGCUGCUGCAGCUGGGUUACUGGUGGCAUGGCAUGCGCAGCACUGUUCGGCAGGUAGUGGGCUCCUGCAAGCUCUGCGACAUGUGCAACAGCUCUGGCUCAUCGCGACCAGUGCAGCUGCAGCCACUGGCGAUCAAGGGCAUGUUCUACCGCUGGGGCAUGGACUUGGCUGGGCCGCUGCCGCCUACCAAGCCGCACGGCUUCACCUACGUGAUGGUGUGCGUAGAACACUUCACCAAGCAUGCGGAGUUUCUGCCGUUGCGGGAUAAGACGGCGGACGAGACGGCCAGGGGCUUGUUGGAGGUCAUCGCCAGGUUCAGCGCGCCGGCGGAAGUAGUGACGGAUCAGGGGGGGGAGUUCGAGGGGGCCUUCAGCCGCCUUCUUGAGCAGUGUUACGUGGACCAUCGGCCGACGUCUGCGUAUCACCCGCAAGCCAACGGUGCAGCGGAGCGGCUGGUGCAGGUGCUCAAGUCAGCCCUGCGCAAGUACUGUGCUGAGAGCGGCAGUCCUGAAACAUGGGAUCAGCACUUGCCGUGGUUGGCUCUCGCCUAUCGCUGUUCACCGCAGGCCUCCACCAAGCUUGCCCCGUACACCCUCAUGUACGGCGUGCCGCCAGUCGUGCCACCGGCGGUACGAGAGCGCUUCCAGGCGGAGCUGGCCUUCACUGGGAAUGCCGGUGAGCAGGUCUACGCGCGGGCCUUGGUGGAGAGGGCAGCGCUGCUGCAGCGGCACGCGCCGGCCGCUGCCGGCAACCUGCUCAUAGCGCAGCACAGAGACACCAGGCGGUACGCGCUCGUGCGCUCAGGGCUGUGGCGCCCCCCGCAGCUGCAGUUUGCUACGGGCGACUAUGUCUAUGUCCGGCGGCAAAACCCCAGCAACACGCUGCAGCCGCCGGUGCGCGAGGCCGUCUUGCGAGUGGAAUCGGUGGGUCCCUUGGGCGUGGCGGUGCUCAUAGGACGUGACGGCACGCGCAUCAGGCGCCGGGUGGAGCAGCUUGUGCCCUGCCAUCUGCCAGACUUGGACCCUAUCGUCGACCCGCGGCUCAUGCGCCCGGCAGCGGACCACGCCUGCCAGGUCUGUGCCUCGCCUCGUGACGGCGGCAAGAUGCUGCUGUGCGACGCCUGCGGUACCGGUUGGCACCUGUACUGCCUCGUGCCACCAUUGUCGCAAGUCCCCGAGGGCAGCUGGGUGUGCCCGGAAUGCGUGCAGCUGCAGCGGGAGGCGCCGGCGGGGCCUGCGCCGCCCCAGCCGGAGCCCACCGCUGUGCUGUUUCCGAACGCCGCCACGCGGCGGCGUGACGACGAGGCGGCGGCUCUGGAUGGACGCCGCAUCGUACGCAUGGUCAGCAAGGGGCGCGGUCGCGGGCGCGAGGAGCAGCUCGGCGUGCUGCGCUACCGCGGCGGUCUGGCGAGGCCCCACUACUUCUAUGCCGAGUGGGACGGGGGCUUUGCUGAGGCGGUCGGGCUGCCUGCGGCGAAGCGCAUGCUGAUGCCGGAGCAGACGAGUACGAGGAAGAAGGGCAGGUAGCGUUGUUUUGGGCUAGGAAAAGGCGUGCCAUGCCGCGCGGCCGAGAAGGGGAUAUUGCUUAGGUUGUGGAAGUUAGGUUGGCGUUGCCGGCUCGCUGCACCGCGAGUGCGAGGAGUAGGGGUUAUCCUAGGGAGCGCAGCCAGACUCGCCGCUGUUGGGGGUAGUAAGGGGGAGCGCCAAGCCGCGUGGCCCGCUAUAGAAGGUUGGUGUAGGGAUCUUGGUGGCUAGUGGCUAGUGGGUACGUCAAGCCGCGUGCUCUCGGUCUUGCUUCGAGUUCGUCAGUUGCUUAGGGAAGGAACGCCAAGCCGCGUUGCCUGUUAUGCCUGUUUUGGGCGUUGUGACUCUUUUCUCAGUUGUGUCAGGUGAGACAAGGGGGUGAGGCCAGGACGCCUGGUUUUUGGUUGGAUUUUGGGUGGCAGCGUACUUCGCCGUGCCUGCUGCUGGUGCCUUUUCUGUGGCGGAGGCUUGACUAUUGCCGCUUUCGUGGCCUGCCUGCCUGAAUUGGGGGUGGGUUUGCUGUGCUUGGUUUGCCGGUUGACCCGUGGGUCGGUGCACCUUAGGCUCUGACCGCCUGAGUGCCGCUCGUGCUGGCUCUAUGGCUGGCUUGGUAGCUGGUUUCGUGAACCUGAGGAUUGCUGCGUGGAUUUCCGUGCGGCGUGGUAUGCGCGCGUUUCAGUGGCCAGACGUGCGAGCCUUGGAUUUUCCUGUGGAGUUGACUGUCGUACCCGCUGCCGGUAGCAGUGUGACUUGGGGUGUCCUGGGCUGUUGUUCCGCCCUUGCGUCGUCGAGGUCCUCGGUCGGGGGGGGGAAGGUUCCACCCCAUGUCAUGAUUUGGCAUGUUUCAUCGCUGGAGCAUGACAGCUGUCGUGUGCAAGUCGUGUUCCUAGGACCAACCGUCCAACUGUCUUGCCGAAGUUGGAAGAAGAGACGCCUGCGGUGUUUAUUGGUUGCUUUACGUAUAGCGGUUUAUUGGUUAUCCGCUUGCUUUGCCAGUGUUUGCGAUGCGCUUGCCCGUAUCUCGCGAUUUGGUCGUUAGUUCGUUGCCUUCCCUGGAGUCGUAGAUCUUGGGCCGGCUUGUUUGUUCCCGAGAGCGCCUGGUUCGGCGCUUCUCGGGGCCUCACAGUGCUACACCGCACGGCAACAUUUACAGUCCGUAAUCGUUGUUAGAGUCCAACGAAAGCCUACUAUACUGACCGUGCAUAGCGCUACCAGCUGCGUCGCAAUAGCCGGCUUGGCCAGCCCUAUCGCGUAGCACCUAUCUAGCACACCAGCCUGCUAUUUAGUAGCCGUAUCAGCGCCGGCAAUCGGAGCGUGGGGCCUCAGCCGCCUACUUACUUCGGGCCUCUGCGACGUCGUGGCGCGUCGCACCGCUUACAGUAUCGCCUACAUCCUAUAGGGGUUACCGGGCGGUGCCUUUGGCUACCACAUCCCGGUGCGGAGUGUCCCUCAGCCACACUUCGCGUCAGCAUAAGGCCUCAUUCUCAGGCAGCUGACUAAUCCCUGGUGCUCCUUGCCGGCACCAUCCAUUCAACAAUUCAAGCAUAGGAUUGUUGUUUGGUCAACCCGC